AUGCUAGUAAAAAUAUUUAUUGAUUUUCAGCCAACGCAGUCGAUUAUUGAUGCACUUCGUUUGGCCGACCAAGUGUCGUGCCCCUACGAAAGAAGGUACAAAAAGCACAAACGGUAUCAGCAAAAAAGCCAAGCAAACUCAAUAGCAAGAUCAAUGCCAACUUUGAUCGAGGAUCAACAUUUUGCACACGUCAGCUAUAACGCGCGGGUAUCGAUUGGAGCAACAGAGUUUUUGGUUAGCGAUGAGGAGGCAGCUCGUCUCCGAGCGAUGGAAAACCGCACAGGAUCGGUUGGAGACUGUACCAAACUUGCAAGUUACCGAUCAAAUAAACCUGCAUUUUUCCGGAGGAGGUCAACCAGGCGGAGGAUCUCAAAUGCACAACGUCUUGCAGACCUAGAAGAUUUCAUUAAUACCAGAGUCCAAGCGUCAGAUGGGAACUUUUUCGAAAAAGUAACUGCUCCGAGUGAUGGUGACACUGCGAGAGAUGAUGAAUUGUACACUAUCAAAAAUUUGAGCAUCGUCGGGGACAAGAAGCAGAUUGAGGCUCUUUAUGUGGAGGCGUUGUACACUAUUACUCACAAACUGGGCCAAGGAGACGUGGAAGAGAGUCAGGAGAGUCUCUACAAAUACGUGCGUAAUGCGUUCCAAGGUGAUGCGGCUGUCCACAAUGCUCUCAUGGAAAAGGCGAAGCAAAAUAAGCCACCCAGUGUCUUACUCAACAUUCUGCUAUUGGAGGCAAAGGAUCUGAUAGCGAAAGACGUCAACGGCUUCAGCGAUCCGUUUGCAAUGAUGGGAGUUGUACCGGGCACACGAAAAGAGAACCAACCUAUGACCGACUCGGCUCAUCCGGAAAAAGAGGAACAAGAAGCAAAGUCUCCACGAGCACUUCACGGUAAGAAGGAUGGGCUGAUGCACAGGUUCGGAGGAUCUUUUCGCCGGAAAGUUGGAAAAAAGGGAAAACCACAAGACACUGGAACAAUACCAGCCAAGCUAAUCAAAGCAAGCUCUGUUCAAAAGAAAACGUUGAAUCCGAAAUGGAGUGAAAAAUUCCAGUUUACUGUUGAAGAUGUUCAACGAGACCAGUUUCACAUUGAUAUUUGGGACCAUGACGACGAAGAACAAUCGGUUCUUGAUGCGGUUUCCUCCUUGAAUCAGAUAACAGGAGGGUUUAAAGGGAUCGGAAGAUAUUUCAAAGAAGUCACACAAAGCGCUCGAGCUAAUUCCGAUGAUUGCACCGACGAUUUUCUUGGAUGCAUCAACAUGAAGCUCGCCGAAAUCCCGCCGGACGGUUUGGAGCAAUGGUUCACUCUUCAACCCCGUUCUGACAAGAGUAAAGUCAGCGGGCAGGUCAAACUCAAAAUUUGGCUGUCGACCAAAGAAGAAGGCCGAGCUGGAGAUGAGGAUGAAACAUUGGAUGUGAAAGAGCACAUCGAGCUGCUUCGCCAGUUUGCUCUGUACGAAAUUCGGCAAACUGGACAACCUGUGAGGUUUUGGGAUGGGGUCUACCCAGAGCGGGCAAUGAUUAUUCUUCGUCAACAUGCGAUUCAGGGAGAUCUCACAGAUGUUCAUCUAGCUAUGUGUCGGUGGUUGGCGUUCCAUUCGAUGAUUCACAUCGAUAUUUCAUUUUCACUGCUCUACAAAACCCUGCAGAAAAUCAUUGACAAAUGGCAACCAUUGACUCUUGAUAAGGAGGAAGAAGACAUGCUGACCGACUCGUUUUCAUCCUUCGAUUCUUACUGCAAACGAAUGAUGAUUGAACACAGAGAGAAGUUCACACCGAGCAAGAGGAACAGUGGUGAAGAAUUUUCUAGUCUAAUCAAAUGCAUGCGAGCGCUCCGUGAAUCUCCAUUCUAUCAAAAAUACCUACCAUACAAACGGCCAUUCCAUGCUCAUUUGGAGUCUCUAGUUGUGAAAAGUGCUGAAGACUUUAUAGAUCGGAGCAUCGAAUCAGUGCAAGACCCUGAUCCAUGCAAAGAACUUCUGCAACUACUGAACAUCGUGAACACCCAAUGUUCUCGGUUCCUGCAUUACGCUGCAGUUAUUCGUGAAGUUGCACGAAUUGAUUAUUCUCAACUCACAUUGAACACAUUCGAUCGGCUAUUGACUGAAUAUCUAACUUCCGAGCUUAUGAGCGAGAAGAAGAUGGAUCUCAAGUCUCAAAUGAGACUCUCAGCAGCUCAAGACCCUCCGAACGAGGAUGACUUGAUCGAUUUAAUGCGGAUUCAUAUGGCUUUCGUAGAGCUUCGCAACUAUAGGCUAGCUAAUAGAGUGAGAGUCCGUGAUGAAUCGGAGUGGUAUGCUAUUUUCAACAAAGGAAUCAAGAAAUUUCUAGAAGUUGCAAAGGAGAAAGCUCUCGCAAGGGUUCACCUGAGUUGCCAACUAGAUAUGCCUAUCUCAACAUCUUCUAACGAUAUGCGUCACUCUAGCAGUCAUAUAGACAUUUGUCAUAUUAUUGAACAGUUUACGGUGUUUUGGGAGCGUGUGGACAUCAACGAUGCCGGUUUGAAAAUCGAGUACACACGACAACUGGUUGACGUGAUUUGCGAAAUUGUCACAGUCUAUACACAGAAAAUAAUCUCUGGAUUGGAAGCGGAAGGAUUCACCCAAGAACUGCAAGCAUUCAUUCCAUCACAACUGUUGCAUUUGUUAUGUGCUGCGAUCAACAAUUGCGAACAAGUCCGUCGUAGUCUCAACAUCACAGAGAAACUUCACAUGGAUGACAUGUCUUUGGCGUAUGAACGCGACGCUAGUCGGCUUAACGGUAAUCAUAUGUGGAAAUCCGAAAUUGAAAAUCGCUUGGAAUCCUGCGAAAGCAACAUUUGUUCGGAAAUUGAUCGAAUCGUUGGACUACUAACUGAACGACGGCUGCCGCAAAUGAAGAAACACGUGUUUCAUCUUGCAUGGAGCCCAUCGGCUCAGCUUGUGGAAGACUCCUUAAAACCACUCACAGAUAUGUUGGACAUCGAACUAUCAUCUGUGCACAAAAACCUGCUUCAUCGGAAUUUCCUAAGAGUGAUGAGCGCACAAGUUUCAAUAGUUGUCAAGCUUCUUCGUGAAUGUGUGACAGAAAAUGUCGGAAUGGAGCCCGCUUUCUAUCACAGGCUUUUUGAAGCCUGGCACGUACUUGUCGAGUUUUUCCACGCUGGAGGAAAAGGAUUAUCUAUGGAUGCACUAGACACAAAUCCCGAGCACAUGAAACUUGUAAAAAUUCUCUCGUUAAAUCAAACUCCAACUGAGCAGCUGAUUGAGAAAUACUAUAAGGAUCUUUUGAAACAACAGAACGAAGUGAGCGAGUGUAAAUAUGGAAUUCUCAACGUCAGAGCAUAUUAUAAUGGAAAUGCACAGACACUAGUUCUUGAUAUUAUCGGAGCAAAACAAAUUAUUGCACUAGAUUCCAACGGACUUUCCGACCCAUUUGUCGUUAUUGAAAUCAUUCCGAAGUUCCGGUACCCGGCAGUUCCUGUCGUGAAGACUAAAGUUGUUUCAAAAUCUCUUAAUCCGAUAUUCGACGAAACUUUUGAAUUUCACAUUCCGCCAAAUCCACCAUCGACUGCUAUGCUUCACUUUACUGUCAUGGAUCAUGACUAUCUUAGGUCGAACGACUUUGCAGGAGAAGCUUUUCUUGAAUUGAAUGAUGUUCCCGGAUUCGGUGCCACUGGUGGAAGUACUCUACGUCAGUUCAACCUUAUCCUGAUACAACCAGUCUCCAAUACAAAAGAUGUGUUGGAUGUGCUAAACAGUCGCAAAGAAGACAAGGAUGCUGUGGAAUUUUUGAGAUCCAUUAGCACAGUCUAUUGACCAAUCAUACCUACUUAAUUAUGUUUAUAUUAUAAAUUUAUAAAUUCACCAAACGAGAAUUAAACGAAUAGUACUUUGUGAUGAGCUUACAAUUAUUAUAUUAUUCUAAACUGUUCACAAUAUUACAUGCAUUCAUCAUCCCUUUGUAACUUUUUUUUGUUCAUUUCAAAUGCAAAUACUUCAUUACAUACGCUUGGGCCUUUUCACAAUCUCUUCAUUUUCCAUUAAUGCGUAGUAGCUUUCGACCAAACUAGCUGAUCUCCCUGUGGUUUUUUCACUGAUCUCUUUUGUUUUAUCCUGACCCGACGUAAUUUUCUGGCAUCUCUCUUUUUGUACCCAUAAAAAUGUCCUGACGUAUAGAUGUGAAGUGGCAAUAUGCUGGUUGUGUUCCGUUUGAUGACGACAUUCGCUUUCCAGUUACCCACCUGCUUAUAAUUUUUCAUUGUCACGUGGAUAAACAUUUUCAUGCUGUU
Molecule: messenger RNA, 4271 nt
Organism: Caenorhabditis elegans
Lineage: Eukaryota; Metazoa; Nematoda; Chromadorea; Rhabditida; Rhabditidae
Gene: F54G2.1
Product: BAI1-associated protein 3
Exons: 22
Coding region: 1-3798 (1265 amino acids)
Cellular component (GO): late endosome; cytoplasm
Source: RefSeq, marked reviewed